GGUCCCCGCGCGAGCCGCCGCUGACAUCACGCGGCCUGCGGCGGCGGCGCCCCCGGCCCAGCCCCGAGCCCCCUCGGCAGAGGUGCCGCCGCGGUGCCGGGCGGAGGAUGGUGCGCGGCGCGCCGGGGGUCCCCCGUUGCCAGAGCCGCAGCGCCGCAGCCCAGCCGGACGCGGCGGGCAGCCGACCCCCGCAGCGGGCGCGGGGCGGGCGGCCGCGGUGAGGCGCGGAGGGCGGCGGGGCGCCAGGGCCGGCGGGGCUCCGCAGCGGCCAUGGGGGCCCUGACCAGCCGGCAGCACGCGGGCGUGGAGGAGGUGGACAUCCCGUCCAAUUCUGUGUACCGCUACCCGCCCAAGUCCGGCAGCUAUUUUGCCAGUCACUUCAUCAUGGGAGGAGAGAAAUUCGACUCAGCACAUCCUGAAGGUUACCUGUUUGGGGAGAACAGCGACCUGAACUUCCUGGGCAACAGACCAGUUGCGUUCCCAUAUGCUGCCCCGCCUCCCCAAGAACCUGUGAAGACUCUGAGAAGCCUGAUCAACAUCCGAAAGGACACACUGAGACUUGUCAGGUGUGCCGAGGAGGUGAAGAGUCCUGGAGAAGAGGCCAGCAAAGCUAGAGUCCACUACAACGUUGAGUUCACCUUCGAUGCCGAUGCCCGUGUGGCCAUCACCAUCUAUUACCAGGCCACGGAGGAGUUCCAGAAUGGCAUUGCCAGCUACAUUCCAAAAGAUGACAGCCUGCAGUCGGAGACCGUGUACUACAAGCGAGGGGUGUGCCAGCAGUUCUGCCUGCCCUCCCACACCGUGGACCCCUCGGAGUGGGCUGAAGAGGAGCUUGGCUUUGACCUGGACCGAGAGGUCUAUCCUGUGGUGGUCCAUGCUGUGGUUGAUGAAGGAGAUGAGUACUUUGGCCAUUGCCAUGUCCUACUGGGUACUUUUGAAAAGCACACAGAUGGGACUUUCUGCGUCAAACCCCUCAAACAGAAACAAGUGGUAGAUGGGGUCAGCUACCUUCUUCAGGAGAUCUAUGGAAUUGAAAACAAGUACAACACACAAGAUUCUAAGGUGGCUGAGGACGAAGUGAGCGAUAACAGUGCCGAGUGUGUGGUGUGUCUCUCGGAUGUCCGGGACACCUUGAUCCUGCCCUGCCGCCACCUCUGCCUCUGUAACACCUGUGCAGACACCCUGCGCUACCAGGCCAACAACUGCCCCAUCUGUCGGCUGCCCUUCCGGGCCCUGCUUCAGAUCAGAGCCAUGAGGAAAAAAUUGGGUCCCUUGUCCCCAACCAGCUUUAACCCCAUCAUUUCUUCCCAGACAUCUGACUCUGAAGAGCAUUCAUCCUCAGAGAAUGUUCCACCAGGUUACGAAGUGGUGUCUCUUCUGGAGGCCCUCAAUGGGCCCCUCACCCCAUCCCCAGCAGUCCCCCCACUUCAUGUGCUUGGAGAUGGCCACCUUUCAGGGAUGCUGCCUUCUUAUGGUAGUGAUGGCCACCUGCCCCCUGUCAGGACACUCUCCCCACUGGACCGCCUAUCCGACUGCAGCAGCCAAGGACUCAAGCUCAAAAGGAGUCUCUCCAAGUCUAUUUCUCAGAAUUCUUCUGUGCUGCAUGAAGAGGAAGAUGAGCGCUCUUGCAGCGAGUCAGAGACUCAGCUCUCUCAGAGACUGUCAGCCCAGCACCUUGGAGAGGAAUGUGCUGUCACUCCAGAAAGUGAGAAUCUCACUCUGUCAUCAUCGGGGGCUGUUGACCAGUCAUCUUGCACAGGGACACCACUCUCUUCCACCAUCUCCUCCCCCGAAGACCCUGCCAGCAGCAGCCUGGCCCAGUCAGUCAUGUCGAUGGCAUCCUCCCAGAUCAGCACAGACACAGUCUCCUCCAUGUCUGGCUCCUACAUCGCUCCUGGCACUGAAGAGGAGGGAGGAGCCCUUCCUUCCCCCCGGGCCGCCAGCAGGGUUCCCUCAGAAGAAGGAGAGGGGAUGCCAGCAGAGUCUCCAGAUAGCAAUUUUGCUGGCCUCCCAGCUGGAGAGCAGGAUGCAGAGGGAAAUGACGUCAUAGAGGAAGAGGAUAGAUCUCCAAUGCAAGAAGAUGGUAAAAGAGCUGGCCAGAGGACAUGCGCCUUUCUAGGUAUGGAGUGUGACAAUAACAAUGACUUUGACAUCGCAAGCGUGAAAGCACUGGACAAUAAGCUGUGCUCUGAGGUCUGCUUACCCGAUACCUGGCAGUCAGAUGACAACGUGGUCAGCCGUCUGAACACCCAGCACCGGCGCUUAUCCUCUGGCAGCCUGGAGGACCCCGAGAACAGAGCCUGCAUUUGGGGUCCUUUGGCUGUCUGAGAGCACCUGCCCAGUACCUGGGCCCCCAUCCUUGCAUUCCGUCCAUCCUCACUGGACCACUGGCCUCCCAGGCGUGCUCAGCAACUCAGUGUGGACUUUGAUAUUCACAUGAAAGCUAGAUGUGGAGUUCAAGCCACUCCUCCCACUACUCAUCUACUGGUACCAUGAUCCUUCCUCUUACAAAGGACAGGAAGCCCUCCUUUCUCCUCCUGAGCUGAUGCCACUCAGUGAACUGCAGAACUGCAGCUCCAACCCAUGAGACCCUUUGCAGAGACUGGACUGCAUCUGCUAUACCUGAUCAGCAGGUGGAGCCAAGAGCCUGGGGUUACUUGUUCUGCAUCUUUUUCUCCUUUCAUGGGGUAGACUAAGCCGACUCAGUGUUGGCAACUUUGUUACCAACACCCAUCUGGUAGUUUCUAGUCUCUGGAACCUCAUAGCCAAGGGUGGUUGGGGGAUGGCUGCUGCAAGGAGGGAGGCCAUCUUGCACUGUAUGUGGUUUCCCUCACAAAGCAUUAGGAGCACUUUCUCAAGGAUGAGGGAGAUGGUGGCAUCCAGAGGCUGGUUAAAAAACCAGGUCUUCCUUCUGGUAGCAGAGUUGGUCUGCAUCUCAUGUGCCUGUCUGCUUCAGAAGGAGCCCUGAAUCUGAGAGCCUAGUGAUGAUCACCCUUCAAGAAGCCUUCUGAUCAGGUGGGGAGGCCCGGGACUCUACCAGAGGUGACAUUUCAAGAAGCGUACCUCUGGACCACCUCUGUAUGCAGAGUGCUGGGACUGUUGUACGUUACCAUAUUUUGUCUUCACUACGGCCUCUUGCCCCCAUCUCCACCCCUUUUUUUUAAUAGUUGGAGAAAUAGACUGAGAGAGAUGGACCAGUGGUUCUCAAAGUGGUGCCGAGGAUCACCAAAGGAAAUGGUGGAGAGCCUUGAGCUAAGACCAGGCUGUGACCUGGGAGCCAGUGUUGGGGCUUCACUUCCAGGACCCUCCCCAUCCUCUGUUUUCCUCUGCUGUCUAGACUUCUGAGCAUGAUAGGUGAAGGGGAGGCUAAUUGGCGAUUUAGAGAUGACUAUUCUAAUCAGCACAGAGAGCCUGCCAGUGAGGCUGGCCCAGAAGCAGUUGGGUGUCACACCUUUCUCAUCCUAGUGGACUCUUAAAUACAUGCCUAGAUGCCUUGUCCACUGGUUUUUGGAAUAGGGGGUUGUUUAGUGGGAUGUGGUAUUGUUUGGGAAAAGUUGUUAGAAACAAAUAUUUGUGAAGAUGAGAUGUGGGAGAGCCUUAGGCUGUGCCACUGGGACAGGUUGUCUUAGGAUUUGCAGUUGUUACCCUAGAAGAGCCUUCAAAAAGAAAAGAAAUCCCAGUGCCCAGUGUGUCCUUUGCACCUUCUCUGUGGCUGCAGAGUCAAGGAGUAUGAUGACUGUUUCAGGUCCUGAUGUGCAUCUGCCCUCUGAAUACUGCAGUGGACCCUGCUGCUCUGUACUACAACUAAUGUCCCUUCCUGCAGCAUUCCGACAGCCCCUUUCAUACUUAAGAUUUAAGCCAAUAUAAGUUGAGCAAUAACCCCACCUCAGAUUUCUGUGAAGCAUGAGCCCCAGAAUUAGCAGCAACAGGGAACUUCCCUUAGCCUGAGGUGGGGCGCACAGAACCCCCUCCUCUCAGGGCCAGCAGAAGUUGCAGUGUGACCUGGGAGGAUGAGGCAAGUAGCUGAGAUGCAGGAGAUUCAGGUGAACAGAGUGGCCAGUGGAAGCCAUUACUGGCAGCCCUUCCCAGAGUGUCCUUGUCCCUCAAAGCAAGUGUUUGUUCCUCUCCUAGGAAGACCUCAGUUCUGUACAGAGACACCCAUAGGUUAGACUGCCCUUUACUCGGUUGCUCAGUUCCUGUUUUCUCCCCACCCACAGCUUUGUUCUCAUUUCUUGGCAAGCAGAAACAGCCUGAAGGGGUAGGCCUCAUUGGGGACAGGUCAGCUGCCACCCUCCUGCCCUAAUCAUCAUCUGGUGAGACAGUCACAUUGUCAGCAUUUGCCCAGAGUGGAAUAGGGCCUGGCUUCUCCCUGAAGACACCGAAUAACUUGGGGGGGGGGGGGGGUGGCUCCUUGGAGCUACACUAGGUCUACAUUCUCCAUGCCCUGGGGUGCUUUGGUGAUCCUGGUUUCCUCACAGAGCUUUUUUGCCUUCUACCCAAAUCCAUCCCACCAGUUUAUACCCCCCAGUGGGGCAACUCCUGGGCACAGACCCAAACACUAAGCUGUCUCACCUGGGAAUUAGGUCCUCUCCACCUGCAGGCAUUCCAGUUGCUCACUUUGCUUUAGGGCCUGCACACCUGGUGUGUGCAAGUGUGUGUGUGUGUGUGUGUGUGUGUGUGUGUGAUGCUGUUGGUGCCAUCUGUGUACCCCCUCUCACUCUGGAGUACACUUGUGGGCACACUUCAGUGGGGACAUCAAGAAUGCAAUAUUUAUGGAUUGCUGCAUGAUUUUAAAAAUGAAUAAAACUGUUUACAAGGAGAGGAGAGCUGUUAUCUACCAAGU
This is a messenger RNA of Sciurus carolinensis (gray squirrel), 4843 nucleotides long. RefSeq names its product ring finger protein 157 (gene Rnf157). The transcript has 19 exons. The coding region runs from base 271 to 2328 and encodes 685 amino acids. Gene Ontology annotation, molecular function: ubiquitin protein ligase activity. Lineage: Eukaryota; Metazoa; Chordata; Mammalia; Rodentia; Sciuridae. The record is from RefSeq and is a predicted model, not a curated record. Gene Ontology annotation, cellular component: cytoplasm. Gene Ontology annotation, biological process: protein ubiquitination.